ACAAAGACGACGAGGAAGAGCAGGAGGAACGCGAUAUCGCUCGUGCGUUGCGUGUUCCCUGCAAGUUUUUGAAAACCAGUCGUUGCUGUACCCUGCCCUGUGAACCACAUUUUCGGUUCUUUCAGCGUGAUGGCUAACCCAGGCCUGUUGACGGAGCACCAGCACCUGAUGGAGGAACUGAAGCAGAUGAUGGGAGCUGGCGAGCGGGUAGGCCCGUCUUCGACACCCCUCAAGGGAAUCCUCAAGAACACGGCCUCUAGUCCACUGGUGACCAGGGUGCCUCAGAAGCCAUCAACACCACCACCACCACCACGCUCUGCGGCAGUCACCAUUAUGCCCACGAGAACGCACUCGUCUCCUACUAGCAGUCCAAAGAGUCAUGAGCAGCUACACGUACAUGUUUCAGUGAACUGUUCUUGCGAAAGACCGCCAACGACAGAGGCCUCCACUCAGACGCCAGACGAUAUCCCUCGCAAGGUGACCUUCAACGAAACUCCGCAGCGUACUUGCAGACGACAUCUGGCAGCUAGUCACUCGGACCACUUCCAGUGUGGCCGCAUAAGUCCUGUGAAGACAUACGAAGAAAGAGCGCCGUCACCGCAGAGUCGUAAAACCAGUGGACAACUAAAGCCGGGCAAGAGGGGCCGACGUCGAAGUAUUGAAGAAGUUCUGAGCAGAGUCCGGGACACACUGCUAGAAGUCCUCGAAGACGCGACCCCAACGGAAUUCAUUGCAGCAACACCGCAAUCCCGAUGGAACUGUGCAAUCGGUCUACUUGAGAGCCUUACGGAGUUCAGAGAUGACGGCGAUGAUGAUUCUCUGGGUGUUGGCGUUUUGGACCUCACGCCAGUAAAAGAAGACUUGACGGUGGAGCAACCUGAAAAAGAGCGGAUCCAGCCACGGAGUAGCCCCAACCUAACCGCCAACCGUUGCGACAGUUCAGAAGCACUCGUCAUGUCGAACUCGAACCCUGCAGUGCAAAGGACAGAACUGGUCACUCCACCUCCGCAAGCCGCACGUCUGGCCUUCGACUGUAAUGCUGAAGUUCGCAAGAUCAUCAACGAUCACCUAAGUUACAUCGCCCAGGAUGUGGAGGCACAAUGGGAUGAAACCUGCGUGCAACUGCGCAACGACUUUGGUCGCAGGUACCGCCACUUCGUGGAAGACUGCCGUCAAUGCCUCGCUGAAAGCAGGACAACUGACCACGAGCAGCUUCGUCAAGAGAUCCUGGAGGCGCGGCGCGAACUACUGUCGGAGCUGAAAGCGUCCUUCAGACUGACCUGUCUCCGAUUCGAGACUUGGUGGAAGGACUACAUCCAAAGAGAGGUACACGAGUCUCAAAGGUUUCUCCGUAAAGGCAAAGGCUACAGGGUCCUUGCCGGAGUGCUCAAAUACGAGAUCAUGGACAGUAUCGCGGACAUCGAAGCCGCCACGAGGAGGAAAGCGGCGGAUCUGUGGAAGGAAUUAGUCGCUCAACGGAAUGUGUCAUUCGAAGCUAUGCUUCAGGACAUGUGUACGUAGAGGCUGUGUCAAAGGCCGGUGCGAAUAAAUUGUAGUAUUAUGAUUUGGAA
This is a messenger RNA of Ornithodoros turicata, 1571 nucleotides long. RefSeq lists its product as uncharacterized. Lineage: Eukaryota; Metazoa; Arthropoda; Arachnida; Ixodida; Argasidae. Bases 130 to 1521 code for a protein of 463 amino acids. The record is from RefSeq and is a predicted model, not a curated record. The transcript is spliced from 8 exons.